This is a messenger RNA of Acanthosepion pharaonis, 1104 nucleotides long. The record is from the annotation of a GenBank genome assembly. Lineage: Eukaryota; Metazoa; Mollusca; Cephalopoda; Sepiida; Sepiidae.
AUGAACCACAAUCAAGAAACUGCUGCUGAACUUAGUGACCUAGAAAACAAUGGCCCAGAACAAAAGAAAGAAAUUUCUGUGGACGAUGAUGGCCUUCUGAUCAAUAAUGACAAUGUGGCCACCAGUACCCCCUUUCCUGGGUCAUGCGAUCGGAAAAUAUUUAAGCUUCCAAAGAACAACAUGUGCCAUCAAAAGGCUGAUGCCGUUCAGCGUUUAAUUUCCAUUGAAUCAGACUAUGUCUCCUUUAUGCACAGUGGGAUUGAACAAUAUUCGCGGCCAUUACGUCAUUGCAUUCUCAGCCAGAAACAGCACUCAACAAUUUUCCAAAAUGCUGAAAAGUUAGUCACAUUAUCUGAAUAUCACCUGAAACAACUUCAGUUUAAUGCUCCAUCUUGUAGUUCAACAGAAACGGAUGAUACAUCCCAAUCUGAUGUAGAUUCUCCAUUUAUCCAGAGUGUGGGAUUGAUUUACCAGUCAAAGAUUCAUAUGAUAAGCCAAGCUUAUAAACUUUAUGCCCAGGGCCUUAGUGAUGCUGACAAAACUUUGCAAGACUUACGAAAGAAUCCUGAUUUCAAGAAAUUCCUUCAGGAAUCUGUUUCACAAAAUGUCAAGUCCAGUAUAAGUGCCUUUAUUGUCCGACCAUCGCAGGUAAAAUAUCUAUCACUGUUUAUGCAGCUGCUUUAUUACUUUCAAUAUUGUUCUUUCUUUCUUUCUUUCUUUUUUCAUGAAUAUUUCUUUCUUUCUUUCUUUCUUUCUUUCUUUCUUUCUUUCUUGCUUUCUUUCUUUCAGUCAAUAAUCUUUUCUUUCUUUCUUUCUUUCAGUCAGUAUCUUUCUUCCUUUCUUUUUUUUUCAUCAGUCAAGGUCUUUCUUUCUCGCUCUGUUCCUAUCUAUCUAUCUAUCUAUCUAUCUAUCUAUCUAUCUAUCUAUCUAUCUAUCUAUCUACUCUCUCUUAUUCAUAUUUCCAUCUUAGCAUUAGAAUUUACUAAUUUGUCUCAUCCUUUCUCCCUAUCUUUGUUCAUAUCUAUCUAUCUAUCUAUCUAUCUAUCUAUCUAUCUAUCUAUCUAUCUAUCUAUCUAUCUAUCUAUCUAUCUUUACAAUUUGUAG